This is a messenger RNA of Stegostoma tigrinum, 4568 nucleotides long. RefSeq names its product membrane cofactor protein-like. The record is from RefSeq and is a predicted model, not a curated record. The coding region runs from base 189 to 1988 and encodes 599 amino acids. NCBI's taxonomy places the organism in Eukaryota, Metazoa, Chordata, Chondrichthyes, Orectolobiformes, Stegostomatidae. The transcript has 17 exons.
UUGAAGCCGGAAACUGGCGUGGGUUUAUUUAAAGCGGCAUUCGGUGGUUGGGAAUUGGCUGGAGAAGAAAAAGAAACAGGUUUGGAGCGUCACAGUUAUCCGGAAAAAGAUUUCUAGCGGUCUCGUCAGAUUUCACAAUCUUGCCCCGAUUUUUUUUUAAAAAAGGCAAACGCGGACAGGAUUGUGAAAUGUUGGCGAGACUGAUCCUUGCUGUCCUGGUAAUCUGGGUCGCCCGGGUAACGGGUGACUGUGUCAAGCCUCCGCAACUGGAUAAUGGUGCUCUAUCUGACCAAGACCUUCUUCGGACCUCAUUUCCUGUCAAAACCAGCGUCACUUACAAAUGUCUCCCAGGUUAUACGUUUGCGGAAGGAUCUUCAAGAUCCAUUACUUGUCGGGCAGAUUCGACCUGGUCUCCAUUACGGGCCAGAUGUGAACCAAGAAACUGUGGUAAUCCAGGAGAGAUUCUGAAUGGGUAUUACGAGGCAGAUGCUACCACUUUUGGGAAUAAAGUUGUGUUUUAUUGUGACAAUGGUUACCAGAUUGUUGGUAGAAACUACCGCGUGUGUGAGGCUAGCGGGUGGUCUGGCCAGGUCCCAACAUGUGAAAUUGUCACAUGUGAUGAUCCUCCACCUAUCAGUAAUGGCAAAGCUACAAGACCAUUCAGUAGCGAAAUAUGGACAUACGGGAUGAUGGCAGAAUAUUCGUGUAACGAUGACUACUCGUUAAUUGGCACAAGAAGCCUUACCUGCCAGGGAGAUGGCACGUGGGACAACAAGCCACCUGAGUGUAAAGCUGUUGAAUGUCCCCGCCCUGCCACACCUGAGAAUGGCUACAUUGAAAGUGGAUUUGGACAGCGCAAGUACAAAUAUCAGGACGAGGUAGUCUUUCGCUGCCGUGAAGGUUUUGAAAUGGUUGGUGAGAGUAUCAUUAAAUGCAGUGAGGACAACAUCUUUGUGCCGUCGCCACCUACUUGCAAGCCACGUGACUGUGUCAAGCCUCCACAGCUGGAUAAUGGUGCUCUAUCUGACCAAGACCUCCUUCGCACCUCAUUUUCUGUCGGAACCUCCGUCACUUAUAAAUGUCUCCCAGGUUAUACGUUUGUAGAAGGAUCUUCAAGAUCCAUUACUUGUCAGGCAGAUUCAACCUGGUCUCCAUUACGGGCCAGAUGUGAACCAAGAAACUGUGGUAAUCCAGGAGAGAUUCUGAAUGGGUAUUACGAGGCAGAUGCUACCACUUUUGGGAAUAAAGUUGUGUUUUAUUGUGACAAUGGUUACCAGAUUGUUGGUAGAAACUACCGCGUGUGUGAGGCUAGCGGGUGGUCUGGCCAGGUCCCAACAUGUGAAAUUGUCACAUGUGAUGAUCCUCCACCUAUCAGUAAUGGCAAAGCUACAAGACCAUUCAGUAGCGAAAUAUGGACAUACGGGAUGAUGGCAGAAUAUUCGUGUAACGAUGACUACUCGUUAAUUGGCACAAGAAGCCUUACCUGCCAGGGAGAUGGCACGUGGGACAACAAGCCACCUGAGUGUAAAGCUGUUGAAUGUCCCCGCCCUGCCACACCUGAGAAUGGCUACAUUGAAAGCGGAUUUGGACAGCGCAAGUACAAAUAUCAGGACGAGGUAGUCUUCCGCUGCCGUGAAGGUUUUGAAAUGGUUGGUGAGAGUAUCAUUAAAUGCGGUGAGGACAACAUCUUUCUGCCAUCGCCACCUACUUGCAAACCACUACCUACUCCUGCAACAAUUGGUGGUUCAGACAUUGGUUCAACAGCUGUUACAACUACUGUUGCUACUGAUGUGCCAAAAUCUAAAGGUCUAAGUACAGGAGCAACUGUUGGAAUUAUUUUGGCUGUUUGUUGCCCUCUUAUCUUGGGUGUACUAAUUUGGUUUUACUGUAAGAAGAAAAAAGAAAGAAAAUAUACCUCGCCUAAGGACGUUGUCAUGAUUGCUCAAUCUGAACAAGUAGAAGUGAAGCCCAAUUGUGCUGACCACUAAUUAAAACUUACAAAUAGAAAGAGGCUGCCAGACGUAAUGUGUAUCCCUUUUUGACCUUCUUCUAGAUGUGCCACAUUGAAGACCUUCUUAAAUUAAUUAUCUGCUACUAUUUCUCCUCCCUCCCCCCUCCCCAAACCAGGCCAAUAUGAAUGUUCCAUCACAUGGAGUGUGUCUACUUCUGCCUUUUCUUAAUUUCCUUAACCUUGUCCAUGGAGCAGCUGGACCUGAGAACCCUUCAUGGAAUGAUGUACGGUCUACAGCUGACACUGUUCUCACACAAAAAAAUGUUUGCACUGAAUUACUCUUGUUUCUUUGCUUCAAUGCAAGCGUUAGCUGACGAGCAUUAGAUGAGCAGUGUGGUCACACAACAACAAUAUGAAUGGAAAAGCAUUAGAUGAGCAGUGUGGUCACACAACAACAAUAUGAAUGGAACCAUAUCUUCCAUGCUUCAAAAAAAACUGUCCCACAAUUUUCCCCUCAAUGAGCCAAAGUUUACUGAAUUUUCUUCCUAUUAGAAUCACUUUUUAAAUUUUCUUUAUGCUGCACUUUUGGUUAAAGCCUUUGCUGAUUCAGACUUUUUAAAGAAGCUAAUGGAGUUAAUACUAAUGUUGAAAAAUGUUUGCUUGAUGUAUAAGAGUUGUAUUUGAGUACUUCUGUUAUUGUAUAUUGCUUAAAUUAUUUUAUGAUGUGGAGGUGCCAGUGUUGUAUUAGGGUAGACAAGGUCAGAAGUCAUAUGACACCAGAUUAUAGUCCAGCAGGUUUGUGUGAAAUCUCAAGCUUUUGGAGCAAUUCAGGCUUGUUAGACUAUAAUCUGGUGCCGUGUGACUUCUGACCUUUAAUGUUUUUUCGCACAUGAAGCAAUCCACAAUGUUAAAUCUAAUUAGUAUCUUUGUUACAGUAGUAUUUAAAUACAGGAUUUCUCAUCGUUCUUCCCCCAAAUCAGAAUUUAUCACUGAAGAAUCUACUUAAACAUAUUUGUGGAAAGAAGAAACAAAAAUAAACGGUCAUAAUUUCAGCCUUGUGAUUUAGUUAUUGUCAUUGAAUAUUAUUUGAGGAAUAAGCACUAUAUCCUUGUUAAUCUGUGAAUAUCAGCUUCAUUUGAAGAAACUACCUUCCUAACUAACAAUCUCAAUUCCUUCCUGUUUCUUCAGGAAUUAAAUUCUAUUACAAAGGUGUGCUCCUUCCUAGAGUCUUAGGCAGUGUUUUGCCAUUCAAGUUACAGAUGAUGAUUAUUGUAGAGUGUUUUUCUAAUUAAUUUGAGCUCGAGUAGACAGUGUUAAAUUUGCUUCAAUAUAUAUUUGUGAUUUAACUUCAAAAAAUGCUGAUUUCAGUUUUUUGUUUCGUGGUGCACUUAUAAUGGCAAGACAUUUACCCACUUUUAGAAAUCAACAGCUGUUUUUGGGAGAAAUUUGGAAAGAUAGUGGAAAUGCUUGUAUAUUGAAUUGGCAUGUUUCAUUUUUGAGGCCACAAUAGUGUAAAUACGAUUAAACUUCAGACAAAGUAUCAUCAGGAUCAAGAGUCAGAAGGCUGAGGUGACAUUGCAUAAGACACUGCUUACUUUUACUAAUAUUGAUAAUACAUGUGCACUUAAAUUAGUAUAACUCCUGGCAGAGGCAAGUGGACUUCAUUUAAACACAAACGCCUAACAUGAAGAUUACUAAAGAUAUCAGUGUAAUUUCUGUAUAACAUGAGGCCAUGAUUUCCACUUGCCAGUCACGAUGGAUAAAGUACAGCAGCUCAACUACAAAUAAAUCAAUAAUCAACUUAAGAUAUAAAAUGUAGAAAUUAUCUCUUUAAAAAUCAUAUUUUGACCCUACAAUUUUUCACAAAGACAGUCUAGAAGCCAGCUGUACUUGGUUGUUUACCUGGCACAUGAUGAUUUGCAAAAUCCUCGAUUUUAAAAAGGAUCGUGAAGGAUUAUUAUUGAUAAAACUAUAAUCUUGUCCAAGAGCUUUCAAAUAAUUUUCUGCAGAUUUGUAGUAGUCUUUUAAUUUUUGUAAUAUUUUGCAUAUUUCACAUUGCACUUGAAGGCAGAAAGGAAGUGUACUUUACACUGAAGAAUGCAGGUUUUUAGAUGAUUGACCAUUUGAAUAUAUUGUAUUAGAGGUCAAAUUAUCAGGCUAAUGCUUCCUGGAUUACUAGCCAACCUGGUGAUUGUUGAUAAGGAACAGAGCUGCUGUGAGCUUGUGAUUAACUUAUUUAAUGUUGCACUAUUUAAAUAUACUUUUUUUAUAAAAACAUCUUUAACUGGAGACAAAGUCCUUCUACAAAUGUUUUUAUAACAAAAUAUGAUGGCUAAUCUUCUUUGUUGAAUGAACAAUUGACUAAGUAGUCUGUGUGCCUAAAUAACCUCAUCCCUAUACAUACUGAAGGAAUGUGUAUAUUGAAAUGCAGUUUAGAAUACUGAUUUACUAUUCCAAUUGCUGAUUUCUUAAUCUUAAUAAAAUUGAAAAGCUUUUUUGCUUUGCCUCUUCUUCAUUCACCUGUAUUCUGCUUUGUACUGCCAUUACUGUCACUCGGCUUUUUUUUUGGUAUCCUGCUGCACUAAUCUAAUAAAGUGAUGGAAUUUUGUUCUGUUUA